AUGUUCGAUUUGAUAAAAGGACGUGAACGCGCCUUGUUAGCCUCUCGCGAUGCCGUCAUUUACUUAUUCAAUACAUUUCGAUUUGUGGGCUUUAAUCCACCAGCGCAAUGUCGUUUCGUUUACUUCUUCUAUAGCAGCAUAAUAACGCUAUUCAUCGUUUUACUUUCACCGCUUAUCUUUAAUGUUGGCUGGAUACGUGAUAGGAAUAUACUAACGAUAAUGGAGAUCCUAAAUUGUGUACAAGCGGCGCUCAAUGUGAUUGGUGUGCCAGUUAAGAGCAUCACUUUGGCAUUGUCUUUGGAUCGAUUACGCAGCAUUGAACCAUUGCUGAUGAGGUUGGAUGCACGCUAUACCGCACCGGAGGACAUGGCUAAGAUACGCAGCAGCGCAAUCACUGGCAAUCGCAUUGUAUUCGGUUUCAUUGUAUCGUAUAUGAUGUAUGCGGCGCUAACACUCAUGUCAGCACUGCUGGGUGGACAUGCACCACUUACGCUAUGGAUACCUUACGUAGAUUGGCAUAGGUCAAUGUGGGAAUAUUGGUUGCAAGUUAGCUUCGAUACCUUAAUGCUCUUCUACAUACUUUUCCAUCAAAUUGUCAAUGACUCAUAUCCAGCUGUAUAUAUUUACAUAAUACGCACUCAAGUACAGUUGCUGGCGAGUCGUGUAAGACGCUUGGGGACAAUGGCACACAAAGGAAAGGAUGCGACCUAUCAUGAGCUGCAGGAAUGCAUUAUUACGCAUCAGGAAAUUUUAAGAUUGGUGAGCAUCGUAGAACCCGUUAUAUCUGUCACUAUGUUUGUACAGUUCUUUAUCGCUGCCGCUAUUUUGGGCACAACCAUGAUAAACAUAUUUAUUUUCGCUGAUGCCACUUCGAGAAUAGCCUCUGUGACCUAUUUGUUUUGUGUUGUAUUGCAAACAUCACCGGCGUGCUACUAUGCUACACAUUUACAGUCGGAUUGUGAGCAGCUAACCUUGUCUAUUUUCCAUUACAAUUGGAUGACGCAGGGUAAACGUUUUAACAAGUUGCUUAUAUACUUUUUGCAACGGUCGCAGGAUGAAAUGCCAUUAUUCGCAAUGAAAUUAGUGCCAAUAAAUUUAGCUACAAGUGUGUCGAUCGGCAAGUUCUCGUUCACACUUUACACCUUUAUUCAAAAAAUGGGCGUAGGCAAGAAUUUAAAGAAUUAG
This is a messenger RNA of Rhagoletis zephyria (snowberry fruit fly), 1185 nucleotides long. Its product is annotated as odorant receptor 7a-like. The record is from RefSeq and is a predicted model, not a curated record. Gene Ontology annotation, molecular function: olfactory receptor activity; odorant binding. Gene Ontology annotation, cellular component: plasma membrane. Gene Ontology annotation, biological process: detection of chemical stimulus involved in sensory perception of smell; sensory perception of smell. Lineage: Eukaryota; Metazoa; Arthropoda; Insecta; Diptera; Tephritidae.